CAGUCUUUAGCGUGGCAAAAAGUCCCAAAACUCGGCGAAAUUGCACCACUCUCCAACCGAAUUCGGUGCGUUCAUCUUGCUGACCAAUAUUACACGUGUCGUCCAUCAAACAACUAGCAUUCCAUCCGGAAUAUCAAAGCGUUUUGCCUAUAAAUAUGACAAAAAAGAGUUAAUCUCUCCAACUUCAGUUCUCCCCUGAAAAAGAGCCAACACAGAGUAGCGUGAGAGAGAAAAGGAGCGACCUGAAUUUUCUGGAACACAAUAAAUAAAAAAAAUGGGAAGAAUAUUGAACAUAGUAUUCCUUGCAGCUAUUGCUAUAGCGACGAUGUUGCAGAGCUCGUCGGCACGGACAACUUAUGUUGUCGGGGAUGCUUUAGGUUGGCUUGUUCCCCCAGGCCCUGCCGUUUACACCAUAUGGGCUGCAAACAAGACUUUCAGAGUUGGAGACACUCUUGUUUUUAAUUUUGCUACUGGAGCACACAGCGUGGCUAGAGUCACAAGAGCGAAUUAUGAUGCUUGCAACGCUGCUAGUCCCCUUUUUUUACUUUCAGAAAGUCCUGCAACUGUUACCCUCGAUGAAACUGGGGAUUACUAUUUCCUCUGCGCCUUUCCUGGCCACUGCAGUUUAGGUCAAAAGUUCGCAAUAAACGUUAGUGCUGCGGCUUAGUCUUCUGCUCCUCAGCCUUUAAACCCUGUUCCUCAACCUUCUUCUCCUGUUUCUCGACCUCUACUCCUGUUAAAAUAAAAAAAAUAAGAGAUGAGAAAUAAUAAA
This is a messenger RNA of Durio zibethinus, 772 nucleotides long. Its product is annotated as stellacyanin-like. NCBI's taxonomy places the organism in Eukaryota, Viridiplantae, Streptophyta, Magnoliopsida, Malvales, Malvaceae. The record is from RefSeq and is a predicted model, not a curated record. Gene Ontology annotation, cellular component: plasma membrane. Gene Ontology annotation, molecular function: electron transfer activity.